AUGGAUUCGAAAGGAGGGAACCCUUUCUUGAUGGACGACUACGACGGGAUCGAGUCGAACGACAACAUGGCGGGCCAGGCGUCCAAUCCGUUCCUCCAAGAUUUCGGCGACGCUUCGGGGACAUCUGGCGGCGGGGAGAAUCCGUUCCUGAAUUUCGGCGGAGACCAAUCGUAUCACCAAUCGUCGGCAAUCACCGUCGACUCGACGAAUCCGUUCGCCUCGUUCGCCACGGACAGCAGCGCGCCCAGCACCGGCUUCGAGGCGGCGACCACCGACGCCACCACGGCCAACAUUUUCUCGACCGAGGCGAAAAACAUAUUCGUGACGAGCGGCGACGAGCCGAAUCUGUUCGACGCGCCGCUCUCCUCCCAUUCGUCGGAGGAGUUCUUCGGCCAGACGGCGCCACCACCGUCCCCGGCUACCGUGCAGCAACCGGCCCAGCAGCCGAAGAACGCGAGAGCGGCGCCAUCUAGGCCCCCUCCCCCCAGGCCGCAACCUCCUGCACCUCCCAAAAACACCAAAGACUUGAUCCUGUCCGUGACCGGCGCGAUGGACGCCACUUCGAAUCAUCUUCUGGAUCGACUACAAGCAACCAGAACGCCCAGCCCAACUUUGAUGCACUCUCCGUCUCCGACACCGGAACACAGUUUCGCAGAUUUCUUGGACGUCGACUCGAACGUUCCCGACUUGAUGUCCGACGACAACAGCAAGGCGGUCGAGCCACCGAAGAAUCGGGACAUAUUGGAUCUGUUCGACGCGCCCAACACGGACACCACGACUACCACCAUAUUCUCCUCUUCUACGAUCACGGAGGACACGACCAGUUCGGGAACCGGCGUGACGCUGAUCAGCGCCACGACCCAGGACAACCCGUUCGUCGGUAUCACGGAGCAGCAGGCGUCCCCUGUUCAGCAGGCGGACGAGUUUCAAGAGACAGCGUCCGUGGCAAGCGAGAAGAGACUCUCGGUCUCGUCGACGACGGGCGCCGUGGGAAGCGACACGGAGAGGGCCGGUGUCGACGCGGACCUCGCCGCGGACGCGUUGCAGUCGUCGAGCGAAUUGUUCUCGACCACCGAACAAUCGUCCACGUCCGUGACCGAGUCCACGUUCUUCUCCGUCGCGGACACGACUCCUCCCGUGGUCGCGCCAUUUUCCACGCCCAUGCGAACGUCCGCCGCGCAGUCUCUGUUCACGACCUCGGAGAUCAGCUCCGCUCAGCCCAGCGGGCCUUUCGCUUCCGACUUGCUCGGCGACUUUGGUGAGCCUACCGAUACCGCGAGGUCGACCAGCCCGACCCCCGGCGCCGAAUUCCCUAGCAGCGAGGCGUACAAGCCCGAGGAACAGUUGGACAAUCUGGCAGCUGGCAAAACGGCAGAGAGCGGCGGGGAUGCUUUCGAUAUUUUUGCCUCCAAGUUUGACAAGGCUGCGGAACAGGAAACCAACGCGGGCGAUCCUUUCCUGGACGCUUUCGGCGGUGGGCCCACCGCCAUGGACACGUCCAGCGAUGUUUGGGGCGACUCCUCGGCAACGGGGUCGGAGACGGCAGUGACAGGAUUCGGGGAGAGCGACGGGUUCGAUUCGUUCUUGAGCAUGACCGCACCUCCACCAGAACCGAGCGUAAAGAGAACCGAGUCUGUAGAUUCGGACGCGGGGCCGGAUUUCAGCGUGUUCAUCAAACCGAAAGAAGGUGAUCAAUCUGGAACCGAAGGUGGAGCUGCUGUCCCUGUACUGGCACCACCGCCGAAGAGCCCUCAAAAUACCGCCUACGUCGAUACCUCGCCACGUUUCAACCCCUUCGACAAAUCUGGAUCCGCGCAAGACGCCAUUCCUGUCACGGAAACUGUUCAACCUGAAAUCACUAGGACGGAUUCUCAGGAAACUCCUCCGACACCUCUGUUCGACGAAGACGUUAGCCAACCUCUGGAAGACUUCCCGAGGGUAACGUACACUGGUGACGGUUGGGAAAUGCAUCUACGCCAGCCUAACAAGAAAAAGAUAACCGGUCAACGAUUCUGGAAGAAAAUUUUCGUCAAGUUGGUCUAUCAAGGCGACAAUCCUGUGCUUCAAUUGUUCAACAGCAGGGAGGAUAAGGAUCCCUUCCAAGAAUUGCCCCUGGUCCCUUCUUACUCGGUCUCUGAUAUCGGAGCGCAACAGUUUGAUCAGUAUGGAAAAAUAUUUACGGUGAAGUUGCAAUACAUUUUCUACAAGGAACGACCCGGAGUACGGCCUGGUCAGGUAACCAAAGCGGAAAGAUUAACGAAUAAGCUCAGUCAAUUUGCCGCGUACGCCAUUCAGGGUGAUUAUCAGGGGGUUAAGGAAUUUGGAAGCGACUUGAAGAAACUUGGUCUUCCUGUGGAACACGCGCCACAGAUUUCCGAGCUGUUCAAACUUGGUUCCCAAUGCUACGAGGACAUGAAACAGUUCUCCUGCGCGAUCGAAGAAGCUCUGUUCAGAUUACCCGCUCAUCGAGAUCGAGCGCUUAAUUAUAAGACGGAGGAUGUGCAGAUAACAGUCGUAGAUGAACUAUACGUGGAACAGAACGCGCAAGGUCAGGUUGAGAAACAGAUAGCUCGUGUUCGAUUGUUCUUCUUGGGCUUUCUUUCCGGAAUGCCCGAUGUAGAGUUGGGAAUAAACGACAUGUGGCGUCAGGGAAAAGAGGUAGUAGGUAGACACGAUAUAAUUCCAGUGGUGACCGAGGAAUGGAUCCGGCUUGAAAACGUCGAAUUCCACUCUUGCGUUCAGCAGGACGAGUAUGAAAAAUCUAGAAUCAUAAAGUUCAAGCCACCAGAUGCAUGUUAUAUCGAACUUAUGAGAUUUCGAGUAAGGCCUCCUAAAAACAGAGAGCUUCCUCUUCAACUUAAAGCUGUAAUGUGCAUUACCGGUAAUAAGGUAGAAUUGAGAGCCGAUAUUCUCGUGCCGGGUUUCGCGUCGAGAAAACUGGGCCAAGUACCUUGCGAAGACGUGAUGGUCCGUUUCCCGAUCCCAGAGUGUUGGAUAUAUUUGUUCAGGGUGGAAAAACACUUCAGAUACGGAUCUGUAAAAUCAGCCCAUAGAAGAACGGGAAAGAUCAAGGGUAUCGAAAGAUUUCUGGGCGCGGUCGAUAACCUAGAACCUCAGCUGAUGGAGGUAACGUCGGGACAAGCGAAGUAUGAGCAUCAACAUCGUGCCAUUGUGUGGAGAAUGCCCAGAUUACCGAAAGAAGGCCAAGGAGCGUACACGACUCACCAGUUGAUAUGUAGAAUGGCCCUAACCUCUUACGAUCAGAUCCCUGAGAAUUUGGCCGAAUACUGUUACGUAGAAUUUACUAUGCCUGCAACCCAAGUAUCUCACACGACGGCAAGGAGCGUUAGCUUUCAGAAUCACGACAGUGAUAAUCCACCGGAGAAGUAUGUUAAGAAUUUGUCGCGACACGAGUACAGGUAUGGAUCUUGCGAUGAUACCUUAAGCACGCGUCAUCUGCAAAGAGACAAGGGAUUUUUACAAUUUUUUAUUUGUCGAUCAGAGUUGGAAUCGAGCACACGCAAGGCGAAGGGCCAGGAGCAUACGUAUCAGCGACUUACACGAGAAAAAUUCCUGAAACAACGCCUGAAACGCAAGGCGAAGCGUCGGACGCUGGCGCGGAAUCUGACUCGGAUUCUUCCGAUUAAUUUCAAGUCGGUGGUAACCACGUAAGGUAACCUGUAACACGUACGAAAUUUAAGAAGAAUUACUUGUUAAUGAUAAUAAGAUGUAUACAGAAAGCAGAACGAUGCCUGUGACUGGGCGCGUGGCGUUUUACGAGUCGCAGCGUAAAUCGAAUGGAUAAUUUCUACGCGAUCAAGCGCAACACGUUAUAGGGUUAAUCGCGUGUAACCCUAUAAGAUAGGAAACGAAGAUAUAUAAGUAUUGAUAGUUCCGAACGCACAUCAGUAUUAAACAGUCAACAGUUAAAUCGUUCGUGUUGGUGUUCACUUCAAGUUUUUUUGGAUGGCUACGACCCGCGAAACGCCUGGCGUCACUGCGUGUUCAUGUAACGCAUAGCAGUUAAAUGAAAUGUACGUAUGAAAUGAAGUAAUUUGUAAGGGAGGACAAUACCGAUUUUACGUUCAGUUUAGCUUGCUAAGUAGUAAUACACACUCGCGGUGAAGAGCUUUGCCUUGCUCAAGUUGCGCGUUUCAAAGACGAAUCAACGAUUUUUAAAAUUCAGUAAUCACUCACUUGUUACGCAUUAUAUUGCAUUACAUUGUUUAAUUCUAUUCUAUUUUUGUCAAAUAAGAAUUGCUUGUGUAUAAAUAUUUGUUCAUUUUAUAUUAAUUAUAUUAUUUUCUGUCGAAUUAAAUCAUCAAGUGUAUUUAAAAUGUUUAAUUCGUUUAAGGACUGUCGUAUCAACACGAUGAUCAGAGGACAAUAGUUGUUAAUUAAGAAAGUCGUUAUAAUUCGGAGAAACGUGCAGCGCAUAUCUUAUCGUUUAAGCUUGCAGAUGAUCUAUAUCAAAUGUUAUCUAGUCGUUUCCAAAAAAUGUAGUUUAUCCAGAAUAAUCGUCGGUUAUUAGAAAUGUAAGUAAAUAAUAAUAAUGAAAUAGGUAUCGAGAAUUUUGCCAGGCAAAGAGCGAACAUAUAAUUUGUAUAAAUUAUUAAUGCGAGCAUGGGAGACUGCAAUUAAUCUAGUUUUUAAUAUUUUGUUCUUGUGCGAGAUUAAAGGUGCAAGAAUAUGUUCAAACGCUUUGCGAUAUAUUAUAACGUGUCAUAGAUAUAAGUUUUCGUUUCAUUUUCUUUUAUUUAAAAAAAAAAAAAAAAUAUGACCGUUGACAUUAACGGUGGCUAAUCGAAAUAUGUAUCCCGCGUAAGGUUAGGUGAAAAGAAUCUAUUUAUCUAUAGAUAAGAAAUGGUGCGAGAUCUUAUUAAUAAUAACUUUACUUACUUAAGGAAAAUAAAAAUCUAGUCACGUAAGUUUCCGUUGAGAUUUUUUCAAUUUUUCGUUAGAAAUUUUUCAUCCUGCAAAGGAGAUCAGAAGAGUCUAUUCUAGUCCUUAGCUUGUAAGAAACUCGUAUGACAUGUCAGGUGUUGAUUCACUAGUCAUACGUUAUGCUAAGUCUAUUUAGGUUAGCAAUUAACCGAUAAUGCUAAUCGAUUUAAUGACGUAUAGAAAUGUCAAUCGACAUGCCAAGUAAGAUAUAAACAGUUAGAGCUAUUAAUUAAUACCGUCAGUUAUAGAUUGUCACUCUGAUCCGUGUCAAUGCGAAUAUAAAUAUCUUCGUUAAAUUAUUUUCCUGUAUCCAAUGAAGCACAUCGGACAAUACUGCUUAACUGUGCCAGCCAAUACAUCCCAUAAGAUGAAAACAUUACAUGUAAUGUAUUAAUUCACAAGACUGCAUUGCGUUCUUUGAAACAGUGCAAAGCUUUUCCACUUGCGGCGUGACGGUCUGUUUGCGUUGGUACAUUAAAUGGAUCCUGAGAGGAUUUUUUUCGCGAAAAAUUCGACUCGGGACAUGACGUUUCCAGCUCGUGAUCUCAACUGUGUGUAAUAUUGCACAUUUGUGCAAUAUCCAAGAUGGCGUUUGUGUAUCUAAAGGGAAAGAUUUAUUUAAACACGAUGCAUGUAUAGAUAUCUUAGAAAAGAUAUUUAAAUUAGAGGUUAUGUGUGUGAUAUUGGCAAGUCUAUCGAUGUUUGACAAGUAUGACUGAAAACGAACGAAUGGAUGAGAGCAAGAGAAAGCAUUGAAUUUUUCAUCCCUGCAAAGAGGUCUUAACUUAAAUUUUGGACAUAAUAAUAACUAAAUCAUUUUAUUUUCUUUAUAUUUAUUAAUUUAUUUGUUAAAAAAAAAAUAUUCAAUUUUAUAUUCUAUUUUAUUAUAUUAAAUCGAAAGCUUUUUGUAAAAAAUAAUUCAUCAAUCGUAAUUAUGAUUAAUAUAUAUAUUCGAAGAAUAUCUGAGUUCACGUCAAAGCAAUAAUUAUUAAAGAAUUUUAAAAACGCUGUGAAUCCUGUUGUUGAUCCAGAACAUAUUAAUGCGUCGAUAAAGUAGACCUCUAUUGAAUCUAUACGACCUCCAUUUGUUGCUGCUACGAAAAAUAUCACGUCAAAUUUAUUCGUUUACGUACAUAUAAUUAUUAAACUAUGUAGGUAUUAGAUAUAAUCAUGUUAACUUGAACCUGUAAUGAUUAAUUGUAAAGAAAAAAAAUUAGUAGUGUCGUUGUUGUUCUUACAAUUAAUAUUAAAACGAACAAACAUAAAAGAAAAUGUUCUGUACAGGUAAAGAGUCUGUAAAGAUACAGUUAAUUGAAUCGUAUUAAGAUCAAUACUAAAUAUCAUUUAGAAAAAACGUCCGUUGUGGUAAGAAACGAUCAAUGAAGGAACAAAAACCCCUUAAAAUGUAUUUUUGCCUCUUCGCAGCAUUUUCAGCUAUCAUAACAGGUUGAUCGAUAAUUUUGUCUAUGGAAAUUUUUAUUAAAUGUUAAAAGGUAAAUUUUUUACAAGACGUGUUAAGAAUUAACGAACUAAUUUUUCGAUAUAUUUUAGUUAAAGUAAUAAUUGUUAUUUGACAACAAAAUUUAAGUACUUUAACCUCUUUAUCAAGUGCAAUAACCUAAUAAAUGUCAACGAAAAUCAGUAAUGAAAACGAUGUUGAUGAUUUAAAAAAAAUAACGCAUUUUAAAUAUGUUAGAAAAAAUAUGUUUUAGUUCUUCAUUGAUAUUUAUAAAUAUGCAAUUUAAUUAAUAUUUUAGAUUUUCUUAAUGCUUAGUGUAAACAUGUGCACGAAAUUUGAUCUCGAAAAGCACGUAAGACGAGUAGAAAAAUAUAUUUCGUUUCGAUUAUUACAAAUAAUUUCUAACGGCAUCGACUAUAGAAAGAAAAAGAUUAAGAGUGUCAAAACAUUCCCAAAGAUAUCGAAAUAGAGUACCUCUAAUCUACGAUCUGUAAUUUAUAAAUAUAUAAAUAUACAUAUAUAAAUAUAUAAUACAGAAACACAUGUAUGUAAUGUCGUAAUGUGUAAUUAUACGUGUAUGUAUGAUCUGUAAUUGUGAUUGAAUAGUAAUUAAUUAUGAUGUAUGACAAACAACUUCAACAGAUAAAAAAAGACGAUCAAAGAAAGUAAACUGCUCUUUGAUACAUGUAUUAUAAUUUCGCAAACAAGGAACGAGAAAAUGACAAUUUUCGAAGAAAUAGAGGCAAGUGUAAUACUGUUAGCUAAUGGUAUUAUUGAUAAAUUCUAUGUAUCAAUAAAUAAUAUAACAUUGUUUAAAGGAUGAAA
This is a messenger RNA of Apis cerana (Asiatic honeybee), 7228 nucleotides long. Its product is annotated as protein stoned-B. Gene Ontology annotation, cellular component: clathrin adaptor complex. Gene Ontology annotation, biological process: intracellular protein transport; regulation of endocytosis; endocytosis. The record is from RefSeq and is a predicted model, not a curated record. Lineage: Eukaryota; Metazoa; Arthropoda; Insecta; Hymenoptera; Apidae.